Papilio xuthus (Asian swallowtail) is the source of this 801-nucleotide messenger RNA. RefSeq names its product trypsin-1-like. Gene Ontology annotation, biological process: proteolysis. The record is from RefSeq and is a predicted model, not a curated record. The transcript is spliced from 5 exons. Bases 4 to 780 code for a protein of 258 amino acids. Lineage: Eukaryota; Metazoa; Arthropoda; Insecta; Lepidoptera; Papilionidae. Gene Ontology annotation, molecular function: serine-type endopeptidase activity.
ACUAUGAUUACCAGAAGUUCUAUUACUUAUGUGUUUUUAAUUUUAACAAUAUUUUGGCGCAAUUAUAUUAAUGCGGAUUAUAUAGAAGCGGGAAUAAUAAAUGGCAGUCCGGUAUCAAUAACGGAUGUGCCAUUCAUGGCAUUAUAUAGACCUAAAGGUAAAGGAGUAUCGCCUUAUCACUGUGGAGCUGUCAUAAUACAUGAAAAGUUUCUUAUAUCUGCAGCGCAUUGUUAUAUAAAAUUAAUCCCAGAAUACCGAGUAACCGUCGGCACUGAUCACGCUUUAGAAGGUGGAGUAGACUAUGACAUAGAAGAAACUAUUAUACAUCCAAAAUACAACCAAAAUAAUAAUGAUUGUGAUGUAUUAGUCAUCAAAAUAAAAGAUAAAUUAACGUUUAAUGAUCGAGUACAGAAAAUAGAAAUGGCUUCACAUGAUUUGGAAAUAGACGAUGGAGUGAUGUUGGAUACGAUGGGCUUUGGUUUGACAAAUUCGUCGGAAGAAAAUUCAUUUUCCAAUGAACUUUUACGUGUUUCAAUACCUUAUGUUAACCAAAAUGAUUGUAAGAAAAUCUUUUCGAAACUAACGUCAAGGAUGAUAUGCGCAGGAGGAACUGACAAAGAUAGCUGCAUGGGUGACAGUGGUGGACCACUCACAUAUCAGAAUCUAGUUGUCGGACUUGUAUCGUAUGGACGGACGACUUGCGGUCAAGUCGGAAUACCAGCUGUUUAUACAAAGUUAUCAGCCGUGCGAGAUUUUAUAGACAAAAUUAUAACAACAUAAAUUAUUUUGAAAAGGUUAAAU